CGAAUAAGUUUGCAUUAUAUGAAGUUCACGAAAAAUCGAUAAAUCAGUCGCCAAAGUGGGCGCCGGUUCUGUCUUUUCGAAUCGUGUGUUUCUAGUGGACCUUCGAGCGGUUUUAACCGGAUUUAUUUAUAUUCUUAAAUAAAGCGUGCGAUUGUUUUCCUACUAAAGCUUCUUCAUCUCAACGUGUUUUUUUCUGAUUAAGCCGGUAGUUGACAAUUUCCGUAUAGAAACUGUUAGAUUUUAUUUAAAUUUUACAAAAUUGGUAAAUACGCAGUUAUGUUUCUCAAAGGAAACAUAGCGGUUGCUUGACCCAGGCUUAUCAGCUGGCUUUGCUGGCUACUUUGAAAUUGCUGCUACAGUAGUACUGUUAACAGUCUUAUGAUGCAUAAGACUCCAUCCAUUGAAGAAAUGGCUGUUAAAGAGAAACAGAGUGAGCCGAAGCCGGCAAAUGUUUUUGUGUUUGACGAUACUGUUUAUAGGGAGAAAAUGUUUGACAACUUAAACAAGCUGAGGAAAAACAAACAAUUUUGUGAUGUCACAUUGCAGGUUGGCACCACUCAAGACGUUAAGGAAGUUUAUGCUCACCGAGCAGUGCUCGCAAGUGCAAGUCCAUACCUAUUCGACUUGUUCACAGCUGAAAGCAAGGGACCCAGAAAUCAGUACAAAUUAAAUGGAAACAUAGAAAUGGAGGCAUUUGAAAUUUUAGUUGAUUAUGCUUAUUUGGGAAGGCUUGAAGUUCCUUCAAAAUUAGUAAAAGCCACCUAUGUUGCUGCUACCAAACUGCGUAUGAGCUCAGCUGCGAAACAAUGUGGUAAAUACCUUGUUGAGAAUAUGACACCCGACAAUUGCAUCAAUCUUAGAGCUCUACCAGGAAUUGCAACCAACCCUGAAGUUCUUGCAAAAGUGGAUGCUUUCAUUCGUCAAAAUAUAAGUGAAGUAGUUAAAUCUAAAGAGCUCCUUGCAUUACCAACAAUACCAGUGGAAUUAUUGCAGAAUAGUCACGAGGAAAAGAAUGCCACCAAUAUAAAGCAUUUGUGCGACAUGGUUCUUGAUUGGGUUAAAUCUCAGGCUGAUAAUCAGAUAACCAUUGAUGAUUUGACACAAAAGGUUCAUAUGCUCUAUCUGAACCCUGACCGUACUCUUCAUGAUUGCAGUGAUAUUGAAAAUGGAGACGUUCAAGAUUCUGAAGUUAUUCAAGAUUACAAAAAGCUCUCCAGAAAAGUAUCAGUACCAAAAUCUGGAAAUCCAAGAUCAAAGCGAUCCAAUCAGACACCUGCUAAACCUCGCCAAUUUUUAUUCACCAAAUCUGAUUCCAGCUCAUCUGAUGAAGAGGAUAAUGAUUGGAAAGUUAUUGUAAUUACUGCAAAUGGAGAAAACAGUAUGCUGGGUGUUGUUGCUGCAUAUGGAAAAUUGACAGUGCUAUCAAUUGUGCAAAGGGUUCACACUCCGAACAACAGCCCACUUUCUUCAAGAAAUGCUUCAGUGGAAAAGAUUAGCACCUAUUCAACUGUCCCUCCUAUGAGCUCUGCCAGGUGUUCUGUGGGCACUGCUGAAUUUGAUGGGAAACUUCUAGUUUGUGGUGGUUACGACCGAGGAGAAUGCCUCAAGACUGUUGAAUCAUAUGAUUUUUCUACAAACAAGUGGACCACCAUGCAACCAAUGAAAGUCCCACGUGGAAGAUUCAAUGCAGCUAAAGUAAACAACAAAAUUUAUGCUGUUGGUGGUUGUGAUGGUCAAAAAGAACUCAGCUCAGCAGAGUAUUGGGAUCCAGAUACAAAUUCCUGGAAACAACUCCCAAAUCUUCCUGCAGUCAGAUCUCAUGCAGGAGUAUGCAGCAUGGACAAAAAACUUUAUGUUGUUGGAGGCUGGAAUGGUCAGCGCGGAUUAAAGAGGUGUGAUAUUUUUGACACUGAAACAGAUACUUGGGUGACUAUGGCUCCAUUGUCAACAGGUCGCUAUCAAGCUGGUGUUGGAGCAAUGAAUGGAUAUGUUUAUGCUGUUGGAGGUUGUGAUUCUUGGAAUUGCUUAAACUCUGUGGAAAGAUAUGAUCCUGUGUCAGAUAGUUGGCUCACUGUGGCCCCCCUUCAUACUGCUAGACGAGGAUGUGGGCUUGCUGUGUACAAAGGGAAAUUGUAUGCUGCUGGUGGACAUGAUGGAAUUCAUUCUUUGUGUACAGUUGAAAUUUAUGACCCUGAAACAGAUACUUGGAAUCCAGGACCAUCUCUCACAUCUUGUAGGGCCAAUGUUGGUGUUAGUGUUGUGGAUAAUAGACUGUUUGCUGUUGGAGGUUUUAACGGAAAGACUUUCCUCAACACUGUUGAAUACUUGGAUGUCGAAAAUAAUGAAUGGACUACUUUUGUGCCCAAAGAGCACCACAAUGGCUGUUCUUCAAAGAACGGUUUAACGGACUGUGAUUCCAGUACCACAAAUGGUACCACCAAUGGCGAGUUGCAUGAAGAACAAGCUGUCCACUGAUGUCCAGCUUACAAAGAAUGACUUUUUUUGUGCACUUAACCAUACUAUAACGUUCCAAAAAAAGAAAAAGAACUGUUACAAUCUCUUUGAGAUACUUGUUAUUGUCAGUAAAAUGUUGUUCAUCUUUCACUCUAUGUUAAAUAUUGCAAGUGUAUAUUUUUAUUUUUUUUUUUGUCCCUGUUUGUUUUGUACUAGGUCUAAAUUUCUUAGACUAAGCCCGUUUUCUUCCCUAUCUUAAGUAACUCUACUUGUCAUUCCAUUAAUAUAGCAGUAGUAUCUGCAAGUGUAUAUUGUUUCUGAAAGAGUACUCAAGUAAAAUAGAUCGACACAGAACAUUUUUAAUUUAGUUGAAACUCUUAGUGGAAAAACAUGUUAAGAAAAUUCAUUUUUGAAUGCAUAGUAACAUCAGGAAGUUGCUGCUUGCAGCUAAUCAUAACGUCUCUGAAAAUAGAAUGUUUGGAAUAAACCACUAAACAUGCUGUGCAACUAAGUACUUUAUUAUAAUUGAAAACCUUAGUUAAGGUGCAUUUUAGUGGAUUUAGAAAAACCAGCUUUUGAAUGUAUUAUAUCAAGGUCCAUCGAAAAUAGCCUUCAUUAAAGAUUUGGCAGAAUUAAAUGCUUACUGUCAUCCAUAACAUGUCUGAAAUUAAAAUGUUUUCAGUAUGUCUCUGAACAUGUUCUUCCACUGAGUCUUUUAAAAUGACUGGAAAUCUUAAUGGAAGAAUCUGUUACAGCACAUUUUAGCAAAGUUAAGAAAAUAAGCUUUUGUUGUAUAAUAUCAAAGUUGUUUACAAUCGACUAUAAACUGUCUUAUUGAAAUAUUCAGCAGACUGAAUGUUCUAUACUGACAGCAAACAAAAUAUUUUCAAUAUGCCACUUAACAUGUUCUUCCACUAAGCUCUUUAAUUGAUUUUAAACUUGAUUUACGAUUUAAAUAUGUAUCUUUUGUCUCAAUCACUGUUGAGUAGUGUAUAAUAAAUUUUUUUUUUUAUAAUAUCAGCUCUCAUAACCUCAUUGAUGAAUUUUUAAUAAAGAAAAAUCAGGAACUAAGCAAAAAUGAAACCUCCCAUUAUACAAGAAUUAUAAAAACGCAAGAUAGUGUCUUUCACUGUUUUUUAUAUUCUUUGAUACAGUCAAAUAUUUGCUUGACUUGUUUUUUAUAAUCUGAUUUAUUACUGAAAUUUAAUCCACUUAUGCCACUGUUUGAAAUGAAAGUUUUUACAUAUUGCUCGAAAUUUUCAUUUAGUUUUGACAAAAAUAAAAAUGAAUUUAAAAUUUG
This is a messenger RNA of Parasteatoda tepidariorum (common house spider), 3754 nucleotides long. RefSeq names its product influenza virus NS1A-binding protein homolog. The record is from RefSeq and is a predicted model, not a curated record. NCBI's taxonomy places the organism in Eukaryota, Metazoa, Arthropoda, Arachnida, Araneae, Theridiidae. Gene Ontology annotation, molecular function: protein binding.